Messenger RNA from Cariama cristata (Red-legged seriema), 351 nucleotides. Its product is annotated as aldose reductase-related protein 1-like. The record is from RefSeq and is a predicted model, not a curated record. Lineage: Eukaryota; Metazoa; Chordata; Aves; Cariamiformes; Cariamidae. The annotation marks the transcript as partial. Gene Ontology annotation, molecular function: aldose reductase (NADPH) activity. Gene Ontology annotation, cellular component: cytosol. The transcript is spliced from 3 exons.
AUGGCAACCUACGUGCAGCUGAGCACCACGGCCAAGAUGCCCCUCGUGGGGCUGGGCACCUGGAAGUCCCCAGCUGGGAAAUUAACAGCUGCAGUGAUGGCUGCCAUCGAUGCUGGGUACCGCCACUUUGACUGUGCCUACGUGUACCAGAAUGAGAGUGAAGUUGGGGAAGGGAUUCAGCAGAAAAUCAAGGAAGGUGUUGUGAAACGAGAAGACCUCUUCAUCGUCAGUAAGCUAUGGUGCACAUUUUAUGAAAAACCUCUGGUGAAGGGAGCCUGCCAGAAGACUCUUGCUGACCUGAAACUGGAUUACCUGGAUCUCUAUCUCAUGCACUGGCCUCUUGGGUUCAAG